AUGACGGACAGCUCAAGUACGCCACUCAAUCUUGGAGACAAGCCGCUAUAUGCAGAAUGGAAGGCCAGUCACGUUCCAACCUCAUCCAGGAAGCGGAAACGCCAAUGGAUAUACCAGCCCAGCGCACAGGAGUUCUAUCCUGCCUUGCCAUGGUACGCAUUGCAUCACGAGGAGAUCAACCUCCGUAUUGCAAAAAUGUGCGAUGAGCUUGUUAUGCCUCUCCGAUAUCUAUCUACAGAUGAUCCAGCAAUUGUUGGUCUCUGUAGCGCUGCAGACGCCGCAAAGAAGAUUCCGGAUCUGACGCAGGUCAAGUUAGCUGUACCUGGAGAACAAGGUAUCGGCAAGAGCUCACUACUCAAUGCCAUUCUCCAUCGUAAACUUCUUGAUACGUCUGGAUCCUCAACUGCAUGUACCUCGUUUGCCACGAUUAUCGUCUACAAACCAGGCGCCCAAGACGACGCCCAAUCGAGCGACAUCAUUAUCGAGGUUUUCAACGAAAACGAGAUCAUCGGACGUAUCCGAGAGCAGAUCGAGCUCUGGGCUAACGUACAUCCUGGUACCGUUAUCAAGAACCAGGACGUCAAUGACGAGGAUGAGGAUAGUUCCUCAGAUGAAGAAGAAGACACGGUCAGGAUUGGAUUGAAGGAUGGCAAGAAUCAGAAGAAGGUAUCCGCGAGCUUGAGACGUGGUGCAUCGACUGCAAAAGAAUUCUUUUGCGUAAUUUUCAACACUUCAAAUGACAAAAACGCUCAGAGCAAGUUGGAUGAACUCUUGCACGACACAGACAUUCGAACCGGAAACUUUUUCCAGCUUUGUGUCGAGAAGACCAAAGAACGCCUCGAACAGGUUGACAAGCAGAUCGGACUGCAAAACGAAGUCUCCAAGCAUUCGAACAUCUCUGACAGGGAUCUUGUAAAGACGCGCAACAUAGCGAAGGAACUAUGGCCAUUCAUCAAAGUUGUCACUAUUUCAACCGGCCAUGUUCUCUUACGGAAUGGGCUGUGUUUCAUUGAUCUGCCUGGUUAUGGAGACUCGAGUCAGCUUCGGGACACGGUGAUCAACGAUUACCGAUGGAAGGCUGACUUCGAGAUGGUUGUAACACCGAUUUCUCGAAUUAGAUCUAGUUUGGUACAUGAACGAUACCUUGCUCGAUCCAUACACAUAAAAGGCGCAGAGAAGACAAUCCUCGUCAUGAACAAGAGCGAUCUACUUCUCUGCAACGAGGAUGAGAUGAGGAUGCAGAUUGACUCGAUCAACGAAGCCCCUUUCCCAGCUCUGAGCAGGUGUUUGGCCGAUGCAGAUGCGAUUGAGGAAGACAUCGAUGAAGAUUUCGAGGAUCCUGAGCUUAAGAACUACGUCGAGGAGGUUCUCAGAGACGCGAGCGCAGCCUACGUCAAACGCGAAACAGAGAUUGUCAAAGACCAGAUGGACGAAAAAGGUGUCAAGAUCCUCACCGCGUCGGCAUUUUCCUACGAACCCUGGAACAACCCUCGUCGUCGUCAAGAUCCGAGACUUGACCCCGAAGCAUCUGGCAUCCCAGCUAUACGACGCUUGUUGUUUAGCUUGCCGGCAGAAUCAAACCUUCUGAUCUACCGAAACCUCGUCUUUGUGGUGCUGCCAGCUCUACGGGAUCAAGCUGGACGUGUCCUUGAAAAACAUAUCGAGGACAAGAGCUACGCAGAUAUGCGCAAGGCCCUAAAGGAGCAGAUCCCGAUACUUAAAAGAGACUUGGAGCGCUUUGUGGCAACUCAGUUGCGCGAUUGUAUAGUUCAGCCCUGGACCUGGGUCGAAAAGGAAGAUAUCGACGGUGGUAUUCAGAAUCUGGCCCGACAGGAAUGGGUAAGCCCUGUCAUAUACUAUGGAGGGUUCACCAAGAUACUGAGAGAGAACGGCAUCCCUAUCAACGGGAAAUAUCUAGGACGAAAUCUGAAUCAAGACCUCCUUCGCCCCUUGGAGAAAUACAUCAACCAAUGGCACAAGACGAUGUUGGCACGCGCUGAGCAGCUGGGAGAAGGUCUCGACAAGCUUGUGGGUCGUCUCGGAAAAGAGGUCAAAUCAUGUAUUGACAAAUCUUCCGCGGCCCCGGCUCUGAAGCAGAGGGCGAUGGAAGCCCUGACCAAUAUGUCUGAACGCAUCGAUGUUGCCUACCGCCACCUGCUGGAAGCUCUCAACACCAGUCUUCGGAAUACUCAUCUACGCUUCACAACCGAGAUCGACAUCCAUUGUCCAAUCGCCCGAGAGAUGAAGCAAGUCUAUGAAGCCGCUUUGCGUGUUCGGGCUGGGAAGGGCGUAUAUGACCGGCUACGCGAAGCAAUCCUAGGAUGGAUUGUCACUCCCGUCUCACGUAAGCCUGGCGUACUGGAGGUGGACAUCUCACUUGCCAAGAUGAUUGGAGAGAAGAUCAUGGUCCAGCAGACCGAAGUCUGGAAGACUGACUGCGACACUUUCAUCACGGAUGCCAUAACUCAUCUCAACGAGUUCUUGCGGAUCACGGAAGAACUCCUCAUGAACUCCGCGUACGAGACGGCAGAGCAUAAGAAGAUGCGUGAGGAACUGAGGGGUCGGCUUGCUGUUUUCAGUAGGCGUCUUGAAGAGAUCCAAGUCCAGUUCACUGGUACGGAUCCUCAGCCACCGAACAAGAGGUUGAAGUUUGAGCAUGCCGGAAACUAA
Messenger RNA from Dothidotthia symphoricarpi CBS 119687, 2670 nucleotides. RefSeq lists its product as uncharacterized. The coding region runs from base 1 to 2670 and encodes 889 amino acids. The transcript is spliced from 3 exons. The record is from RefSeq and is a predicted model, not a curated record. Lineage: Eukaryota; Fungi; Ascomycota; Dothideomycetes; Pleosporales; Dothidotthiaceae.